Hemicordylus capensis (graceful crag lizard) is the source of this 1821-nucleotide messenger RNA. It is a transcript of the gene SMYD2, whose product is annotated as SET and MYND domain containing 2. The transcript is spliced from 12 exons. Bases 162 to 1472 code for a protein of 436 amino acids. Lineage: Eukaryota; Metazoa; Chordata; Lepidosauria; Squamata; Cordylidae. Gene Ontology annotation, molecular function: protein-lysine N-methyltransferase activity; histone methyltransferase activity; protein binding. The record is from RefSeq and is a predicted model, not a curated record. Gene Ontology annotation, cellular component: nucleus.
ACUGCUGCAGCCGCCGCUCCUGCCGCUGCCCAUGCCCAUGUAUGUGCGGUGGGGUCUGGCUGGCUGGGGCCGGGCGCUGCGGGUGACUGCGUACCAUUAAUAGCAACGAGGGAGGCCGCCGCGGGGCGCUUGCAAAGGAGGAGGCGGCAGCAGCAGCAGCAAUGCGCUCGGAGGAGAGUCCCGAGUCGGAGGGGCUGGAGAGGUUCCAGAGCCCCGGCAAAGGCAGGGGGCUGCGGGCCCUGCGCCGCUUCGCCGUGGGGGAGCAGCUCUUCUCCUGCCCGGCCUUCACCUGCGUGCUGACGGUCAACGAGAGAGGCAACCACUGCGAGUGUUGCUUCGCCAGGAAAGAAGGUUUGUCCAAGUGUGGAAGAUGCAAGCAGGCUUUUUACUGCAAUGUUGAGUGCCAGAAACGGGACUGGCCACUGCACAAGCUGGAAUGUUCUGCCAUGUGUGUGUUUGGGCAGAACUGGAAUCCCUCGGAGACUGUGAGACUCACUGCGAGGAUCCUUGCCAAACAGAAAAUGCACCCUGAAAGGACUGAAUCAGAAAAACUCCUUUCUGUACAAGAGUUUGAAUCCCAUCUUGACAAGCUUGACAAUGAAAAGAAGGAGCUGAUUCAGAACGACAUCUCUGCUCUCCAUCACUUUUAUUCGAAGCACAUGGAAUACCCUGACAAUGCCGCUCUUGAGGUCCUCUUUGGCCAAGUUAACUGUAAUGGCUUCACAAUUGAAGAUGAAGAACUUUCACACUUGGGGUCAGCAAUAUUCCCUGAUGUGGCACUCAUGAACCAUAGUUGUUGCCCCAAUGUGAUUGUUACCUACAAGGGGACCGUGGCUGAAGUCAGAGCUGUGCAGGAGAUUGAGCCUGGAGAUGAGAUUUUUACCAGUUACAUUGACCUAUUGUAUCCUACAGAGGAUAGGAAUGAUCGAUUAAAAGAUUCCUAUUUCUUUACCUGUGAUUGCAGAGAGUGCAUCACUAAAGAAAAGGAUAAAGAUAAACUGGAAAUUCGCAAGCUGAAUGAGUCUCCAUCAGCAGAAGCAGUGAGAGAUAUGAUCAAAUAUGCCAGAAAUGUGAUUGAGGAAUUCAGGAGGGCCAAACAUUACAAAUCCCCGAGUGAACUGCUGCAGAUUUGUGAGCUGAGUCUGGACAAGAUGGGCGCUGUGUUUGCAGAGAGCAAUGUUUACAUGUUACACAUGAUGUAUCAGGCCAUGGGAGUCUGUCUGUACAUGCAGGACUGGGAGGGUGCCUUGCGCUAUGGACAGAAGAUUAUCAAACCAUACAGUAAACAUUACCCUUUAUAUUCCCUCAAUGUGGCCUCCAUGUGGCUGAAACUGGGGAGACUUUACAUGGGCCUGGAGAACAGAGUUGCUGGUGUGCGGGCUCUUAAGAAGGCAAUCGCUAUCAUGGAGAUAGCACAUGGGAAAGAUCAUCCAUACGUUACAGAGAUCAAAAAGGAAUUAGAGGCCCACUGAGUCUUUGAAUCUAUGCAAUCCUUCAACCUUUCUUUAAAAGCCUUGCUAUGGAAACUUCAGGAGGACUUUGAAAAUUGACAUGGGAUGAAAGCUUUUCUGUAAAAUAAUUGGAAUGACAAACAUGGGGUGCUCUUGGGCCUUGCCUCUUGCAUUCUCUGAGGUUUAUGUGAAAAAUCUUGAGCCUUGAUGAAUUUAAUUUUUGAAUGCUUUUUUCCCCCUAAGGAAAUGCCAUGGUUUCAUACAGUCAAUGCCUUUGAUUGAUCAGAGAUGACCAAUUCUUUUAUCUACAGAUUUUAAUGUAUUAUGUACCUUAGCCAUGCAAAGCAAUUCAUUAAAUUGGGACAACCUG